AUGGCGCACAUUUUCGACCUCGCCCCCGCCAUCAAGCGGUCCGGCUAUGCCUCUGGAAAGCUAGCCAGACCAUGCGAAGCAACCACCUUCCCAGACACAGAUGUCUUCCGUGGGAUGAACAAGCCCUCCCGCUUCGAGGGCGACGUCUUCGACCUCGAGGUCAGCGGCACUAUCCCCUCGGACAUCAAUGGGACCUUCUACCGCAUCCAGCCGGACCAUCGCUUUCCUCCCUUAUUUGAGGACGAUAUCCACUUCAAUGGCGACGGCUCCGUAACCGCUGUGCGCAUCGCCAAUGGGCAUGCCGACCUCAAACAGCGCUAUGUCCAGACGGACCGGUACAAGGCCGAGACAGCCGCACGGGGCAGUCUUUUUGGGCGGUACCGCAACCCAUGGACGGACAACGAGACAGUCAAGGGGGUGAUUCGCACGGCCAGCAACACCAAUAUCACUUUCUGGCGGGGCAUGCUGCUUGCUUCCAAGGAGGACGGCCCGCCGUUCGCCAUGGACCCUGUCACGCUCGAGACGCUGGGGCGGUAUGACUUUGAGGGCCAGGUGAAGACGCCUACGUUCACCGCGCAUCCCAAGUUCGACCCCGACACGGGCGAGAUGAUCUGUUUUGCGUACGAGGCCGGUGGGGAUGGGAACGAUGGGUCCUGCGAUGUGGUGGUGUGGACGAUCAACGCGGACGGGAAGAAGACGGAGGAGGCGUGGUAUAAGGCGCCGUUUGCGGGCAUGAUUCAUGAUAUGGGUGUGAGCAAGAACUACAUCGUGCUGCCGCUCACACCGUUGAAGGUGAACGUCGACAGGAUGAAGGGUGGUGGGGAGAAGUUUGCUUGGGAUCCAGACGAGGAUCAGUGGUAUGGCCUGGUGCCGAGACGGGGCGGGAAGAGUGAGGACAUCAUUUGGUUUCGUGCUGACAAUGCCUUCCAAGGCCAUGUCGCAGGCUGCUACGAGAACGAACAAGGAAAUGUCGUCGUGGACCUCACAGUAGCCGAUGGCAACGUCUUUUUCUGGUGGCCGCCAGACCCCGAACCAGAGGGAAACAUCCGCCAGCCUGGCAAGCUCAGAAGCCCGACGACGCGAUGGAUCCUGGACCCAAAGGCUAAGACCAACACACGCGUGACCCCGGCCUUCACCUGGCCCACCAAUGGCGAAUUCAGCCGCAUCGAUGACCGCUGGGUGACCAAGAAAUACAAACACUUCUGGCUCGCCAAGGUUGAUCCCACGCGUCCCUAUGACUUUCCCAAGUGCGGUCCUCCUGCCGGCGGGCUGUUCAACUGUCUAGGCCAUUAUACCUGGAAUCCCGAUGAACCACUUGCAGAGGGCAAAGAGGAUGUCUUCUUCGCUGGGCCGACGGUUACUUUUCAGGAGCCCUCCUUUAUUCCCAAGGACGGCAGCAGCGAAGAGGGAGAGGGCUACCUUAUCGCUCUGAUGAACCACCUGGAUGUGCUGAGGAACGACGUGGCCAUCUUUGACGCGCAGAACCUGGCGCAGGGCCCACUCGCGGUGCUGCAUCUGCCGCUGAAGCUGAAGCUUGGUCUGCAUGGUAACUUUGUCGACCACCGCGACAUCGAGGCGUGGCAGAGGCAGAGGGAUGCUGAGACGGGUCAGGUCGGCCCGGUCAAGAUUGCUACGGAGCCGUUGCCCUGGCAGAAGGAUCGUGCCAGUGCGGUGGUGAAUGGGGGCCAGCAAUGA
Molecule: messenger RNA, 1695 nt
Organism: Cryphonectria parasitica EP155
Lineage: Eukaryota; Fungi; Ascomycota; Sordariomycetes; Diaporthales; Cryphonectriaceae
Product: carotenoid oxygenase
Exons: 2
Coding region: 1-1695 (564 amino acids)
Biological process (GO): carotene catabolic process
Molecular function (GO): carotenoid dioxygenase activity
Source: RefSeq, a predicted model, not a curated record